AUGCCUUCUUUCACCAAAUUCGUCGCCGCCGUCGCUGGAUGCUCUGCCAUUGUCAAUGGCGCAGUGAUCCCGACUGAGAGCGGUCUUCACACCACUACUCUCCAGACCCGAGAUACAGUCAAGAGCACUGGAAAUAUUCUCAGCAAGCGCGAGCCCGUCACGAUUGCUAUUCUGACUGCGGCUGGUACCGCAGCAGCUACUGCCAUCGUCAACGAGGCUGUCAGUGCUGCCGCCGCUUUCAUCGGUGACAUUUCCAACUUCGAUGCUGGUCGUGAAGCCUUCACCGUUCAGACCACCGAAGCCAUGAUGGCGAAUAACCCCGACCCUGAGCGUUUCCAGGCCGCUGCCUGCUAUAACAAAGCGUUCUCGGUUGCUGAUCCUGCCAACAUUGACGGACAAUCCUCUGUUGAGUUCAGACUCGGAAUCCUCAACACUGAUUACGAGUGCAUGUAUAUUGCUGCACCUAACCAGUUCUUUACUGAGGGUGAUGGUGGCCUCAUUAACCUCUCCUUUACCCAUACCGACCGAUGCACUUUUGACCAGGAAACUGCUGAUCUCACUUGUGUUUAA
Fusarium fujikuroi IMI 58289 is the source of this 570-nucleotide messenger RNA. RefSeq lists its product as uncharacterized. The record is from RefSeq and is a predicted model, not a curated record. The coding region runs from base 1 to 570 and encodes 189 amino acids. The transcript has 2 exons. Lineage: Eukaryota; Fungi; Ascomycota; Sordariomycetes; Hypocreales; Nectriaceae.